This is a messenger RNA of Rhinolophus ferrumequinum (greater horseshoe bat), 4882 nucleotides long. RefSeq names its product espin like (gene ESPNL). Gene Ontology annotation, biological process: actin filament bundle assembly. The record is from RefSeq and is a predicted model, not a curated record. Gene Ontology annotation, cellular component: cytoplasm. NCBI's taxonomy places the organism in Eukaryota, Metazoa, Chordata, Mammalia, Chiroptera, Rhinolophidae. The transcript has 9 exons. Bases 46 to 3054 code for a protein of 1002 amino acids. Gene Ontology annotation, molecular function: actin filament binding.
CCUGUGCCUGAGUCCCGAGAGCCGGCCGCUUGGCCGGGCCUGAGGAUGGAGGAGCAACGGGCGCUCACGGCUGCCAAGGACGGAGACCUGGCCACCUUGGAGCGGCUGCUAGAGGCUGGCGCCCUGGGCCCAGGCAUCGUCGAUGCCCUGGGGGCCGGCCUGGUGCACCACGCCACCCGGGCCGGCCACCUAGCCUGUGUCAAGUUCCUGGUGCAACGGGCCAAGCUGCCCAGCAACCAACGGGCCCACAACGGGGCGACGCCAGUACAUGACGCUGCUGCCACCGGCAGCCUGGCCGAGCUGUGCUGGCUGGUACGCGAAGGGGGCUGCGGGCUCCAGGACCAAGACACCUCGGGUGUGUCCCCACUGCACCUGGCUGCCCGCUUCUCCCACCCCGUGCUGGUGGAGUGGCUUCUCCGAGAGGGCCACGCGGCCACACUGGAGACGCUGGAGGGGGCCUUGCCGCUGCACCAUGCCUCCGUCAGCGGGGACCUGACCUGCUUGAAGCUCUUGAUGGCUGCCCACAGCAGCAGCGUGAACCGCAGGACGCGCAGCGGCGCCUCCCCACUUUACCUGGCCUGCCAAGAAGGCCACCUGCACCUGGCUCAGUUCCUGGUGAAGGACUGCGGCGCCGACGUGCACCUGCGUGCCUUGGACGGCAUGAGCGCGCUGCACGCUGCCGCAGCCCGCGGCCACUACUCGCUAGUCGUCUGGCUGGUCACCUUCACUGACAUCGGCCUGACAGCUCGUGACAAUGAGGGGGCCACGGCCCUCCACUUUGCAGCCCGGGGCGGUCACACACCCAUCCUCGACCGGCUGCUGCUGAUGGGCGCCCCCAUUAUGAGGGACUCCUGGGGAGGGACCCCCCUGCAUGACGCAGCAGAGAACGGGCAGACGGAGUGCUGCCAGACCCUGGUCUCCCACCACGUGGACCCGUCCCUGCGGGAUGAGGAUGGUUACACGGCGGCAGAUCUGGCGGAGUACCACGGACACCAGGACUGUGCCCGGUACCUGCGGGAGACGGCCCGGCGGGUGCCGCUCCUGAUGACGCCCCCGCCCCCGCCGUUCCCCCCACCUCCGCUGUCAGCUGCCAGGUGCGCCCUGGAGGACGGAAGAGGGGCCUCAGGACUUGGGAGCCCCAGCUCAGUGUCUCUCAGCUCUACCUGGCCUGGCCGGCCUGACCAGCCUCUUCCGAAGGAGCAGAAGACCCACACAGCACCCCCGAGGGUCGCCACCAGCGCCACGGGGGCGGAGACGGCGGCGGGGGACGCCCAGGAGGGCCUGGUUGCGAUGAGGUUGGACGGGUUGCCCUCGGGUGACCUGGACGGGCUGGUGCCCACGCGGGACGAGCGUGGCCGGCCCAUCCCCGAGUGGAAGCGGCAGGUGAUGGUACGAAAGCUGCAGGCUCGCCUGGGAGCAGACCCUGCGCCAGAGGCUCAGGACGACAGCGGGAGCCCGGGCCCCACAGAGCAGGCCGCCUGGCGGUACUCGCAGACCCACCAGGCCAUCCUGGGCCCCUUCGGAGAGCUGCUGACAGAGGAUGACCUGGUGUACCUGGAGAAGCAGAUCGCAGACCUGCAGCUGAGGCGCCGCUGCCAGGAGUACGAGAGCCAGCUGGGCCGGCUGGCAGCCGAGCUGCAGGCCCUGCUGCCCGCACCCCUGGUCAGCAUCACUGUCAACAGCCAAUUCCUGCCCCGGGCGCCUGGCCUGGAGGGUGAGGAGGCCCCCAGCCCGGAGCCCCAGCCCGAGGGCUCCGAGGCGGCUGUGGUGCCCGUGCCCGGCGGGCAGCCCCUGCCCUUCUGGUGCAGCCACGUGGCUCGGCUGGUGCGCAGUAUGUCCCUGCUGCUGAAGGGAGUAAACGGGCUGGUGCAGGCCGAGGAGGGGCCAGCAGCUGGGCCCCUGCAGGAGGCUUCUGCUGAGGCACCAGCCAGCCCCUUGCAGAGCGAGGCGCAGCGCGAGAUCCAGGAGUGUGGGGUGUCCGUGCGGACGCUACGUGGCAACUUCGAGUCGGCCCCCGGCCUGCCCUGCGCCCCAAACGCGGGGCCCUGUGAGGUGGGGACCCAGCCCGGCCAGUGCCCGAGAGGCUGCUGGCUGGCCUCCCCGCAGCCCCGUGGUGACCGGAUGGGCGGGGAGCCUGGGCCGGGCGACACAGAGGAGGCCAGUGACUCAGGCAUCAGCUGUGAGGAGGUGCCAUCGGAGGCGGGUGCCGGGCACGGCCCCGACCUGGCCAACCUGCGCAAGGAGCGUAUCGUCAUGCUGUUCCUCAGCCACUGGAAGAAGUCAGCCUACACGCCCGCCCUCAAGACAGCCGCCUGCAGGACCUUGGAGGCCCGGCGCGCCGGGCCCAGGGGGCAGGAGGCGGCCAGGGGUGCGAGGCCAGCCUCCCCGCCGCCCUGCGAGGGCCCCCGGCUUGGCCACCUGUGGCAACAAAGGAACAUCAUCACCCACCUGCUGGGCCACUGGAAGGCCAUCAUGGCCCACGUGCCUGCCCGGCAGCUGCGGCGACUUAGCCGGCGUCCCCGCGGCCUCCUGUCCCCCGAGCAGUUCCUGCCCCACGUGGAUGGGGCGCCCGUGCCCUAUGGCAGCCUUACGCUAGACCUCUUCAUGCUGGGCUACUUCCAGCUCCUGGAGUGCGAGCUGCCCGCUGAGGAGCGCAAGGUGCGCCACCUGCUGUGCUUCGAGGUCUUCGAGCACCUGGGCACCCACGGCUGGGAGGCUGCGCGGGCUUUCCACAAGGCCGUGACCGACGAGGUGGCCGCUGGCCGCCGUGCCUGGACCGACGGCUUCGAGGACAUCAAAGCCCGCUUCUUCAGCUCCGGCCGCGGUCCCGCCUGGGACACGGAGACGGGCCGCAAGUCAGGCCUGACCCCGCUUGGGCCCCUGCCCCACGCCACUGCCCCCAGCGGUGGCCCCGAGCCCGCAGCACAGCCGCAGCAGCUGGGGCCCGGCUCCCAGUGGGGCAGCUUCAAUGGCGAGGACAUCUGUGGCUACAUAGACCGGAGCUUCGCCUUCUGGAAGGAGAAAGAAGCCGAGAUGUUCAGCUUUGGAGACUGAGACGGCUGGCAGCCUGCCUUCCAGAAGGGGGUUGGGGGUGGUUGGGGUUUUCUCUCCUCUUUGUCCUUUUCACCCACCUGGUGGCCAGGUGAGCCCGGAGGCCAGGCCAGCAGACCCUCCCAUGCUAGCUGUGUCCUCCAGCUCUGCCCCUGACACAGUUUCCUCCUCAGCUCUCCACUCAGCAUCAGAACCCUUCUCACCACCAAACCCAAGAAGCCUCUCAGUCUCAUUCGGCCCUGAUGUUUACCACUUGCCGUCCCAGCCCCAGGUCCCUCUGCCUGGCUGUCCCCUGGGCAUCUGGGAUGCCUGCCAGCCUGUGUUUCCCGUGGGCCCUGCUUCCAGAGCCUAGGUGUCCUGUCCCUCGGUUUCUCCGGUGCUGGUGGUCCCAGCCUGUCCAGAGCCUCCAUCUGCCCCCCACUGGUCCUGCCUCAGUUUCUUCUGGUGACCUUGGGCCAUGCCCUUCACCUCCCAGGGCUCUUUUUCCCCAUUUGUGAAAUGGGAGAGGAGCUGGGAGAAAACGGGAUUCAACAGGCAAGAGGCCUUCCCAUCAGACUGGACUGCCCUCCCGAAUUCUCCGGCCGGGGAGAUGGGCACACGGAUGGGGACAAGCAGCGACCCACUGACAGACGUGUUCUGCUGUCACGCCGUGAGAGUGCCCCCAAGGCGUUCCAGGGGAUCUGGUCCCCAAAGAGAAGGCUCCCUGUGGGGGGUCAGCUGAGCAGCCCCCUUGCAGGCCACACAGCGGAGGCCACAGCAGGGCCCCUCCCACAGGCUUAUGGCAUCAGGGGCAUCGGUGAGAGAGGCCAUGGCUGAAAGGGGACUCUGAGCGGAGGGGGCCACCACCUGCCCUCAAAAGUGAGCUGCCAGACCCAGAGGAGAACGUGUAGCAAGGAUGGGAGUACACGAAGCCAGACCAUGAGGGACGGCCACUUCCUGUGGUUGCCUGGAUGUCACCCACCACUUUCUCCAUGAGGGACUGAGGACAGGGCAUGGAUACUCCCUUAGAGCCUCCAGCGCUGCACAGUGUCUCGUGGACAGUUUCGGGGGACGGAGUCCCGAACGGCGGGCCGUGGCAUCUGGCUUGUCCCAGCCGCCACAGCAGCCAGGAGGAUUGGCCCCACCCAGGCUGUGGGGCUGAGAAGGGUGGGCCCAGAGUCCAGGGGCUGCGGGGGCAGGUGUCCUGCAGCUGUGUGAUGGCCCCAACAGGCAGUGUGUGGGGAAGAAACUUCAGGAAUCUUCUGGCCACUGCCUCCCUGCAGCCAGGCCUCUUGGGACAGGCGUGGCCCCACCCACCUGCAGAGCUUGGAAGUUGGCAGGCACAUUGUUUGUUGACUGGCACACAGAGUCCUCCCAGCCAACCAACUGGGGUCCCACAGGGAGGAACACUCGGGGAGAUACAAAGCUGGGGGUGUCAGCUGGCGGGGACUGCCAGAGCUGGGAAGGGAGGAUAAGAGUUUGCUAAAUAAAGACCUAUUCCUGGCUGCCUUCACACUUGUGCUCGUUGUCCCCGGGGAGAACUGCCUGUGCCCAGAGAGGGUCCCAGCUCUGGAUGGGCACCAAGGCCCAAGUCCUCAGCUCCACUGAGACACCAGAGCCCCACGGAGCCUCCACUUCCUCAUCUGUAAAAUGGGUGCCAUGCUGGCCUGCCCACACCGAGUGUCAGGGUGAGGGUGGACUGAAGUCCCACAUGGAGGGGUCUCUGUCCUGGGACCACAGUGACACUCGCCCACCUGCGAUCUGUAUUGAAGGAGCAGAUUCCAAUGAGCAGGGUGCCGACCCUGGGCUCCUGCAAGCAUCUCAGCACUGUUGGGGAGGCCCCAGCUCUUGG